AUGUCGACCCAAAAGCCAGCCAAGACUAAGAAAUCUCACAAGAGUGCAAACGCGUCUCAAUCUUCGUCUGUCGCCGAGGCUUCGUCCAGCAAGAAGCAGCAAGUGUACGACACGGUCAAUAUCGGGCUCGAUGUAGUGGCGAAUGUAGCUGAAGGGUCGGAUAUUCUUGCUCCUCUCAAGGCAGCUUGUAAAACUACAAAGUCUAUCCUAGAUGUCAUGCAGGCACGUUGGCGAAUUGUGGCCAUAGAUAGCAACCAAGAGGAUUGGAAGGAUCUAACGCAACGUCUGGGAGAGUAUAAGACUGCACUCGAGGAACAAAUCGCCUUGAUCGGCAAAUACCCCACAGCGGACAAGGACAUCCACGAGGCGCUCAACCAGCCGGUUGCCCGAUAUAUAGAGAAACGCAAGCAAAGCAAACUUGGCUUGCUCAAAGCGUUUAGCAAAGUGAAGAUUGAUGCGGGAGAGAUUCGUAGAUUCAAUCGGGAUAUUGAGGACCGGCAUAGGCAGUUGAUGAGUGCAUUGACUCUGUUUAUCGCUCUACGCGUUCAAGCUAUGGAAGAGCAAUCCAAAGCCAACGCCGACUCCACUGCAAUACUUCAGCUCCCAACUGUAGACUUCGCUGCGUCGACUGUUCAUAGGACUUGCUUGGAAGGAACCCGCAAAGCUGUCCUUCAGAUGAUCUGGGACUGGGCCAAUCACGAUGCGUCGGACAAGCCAAUAUUCUGGCUCUGUGAUAUCGCUGGCUCCGGAAAGUCCACAGUUGCAAUGUCGGCAUUGGAGACAUGGCAGAGGGAGGGAACGCUAGGUGGCCGAUUCUUCUUCUCCAUAGCAAGUAACGAGGCAUCCACGACCGACAAAUUCUGUUCCACUAUUGCAAGAAAUCUCGCCCACUACAUCCCCCAACUCGCGCCCCACAUUGCUGAGUCCAUCAAACGCAAUCCCUCUUUCAUGCAAAGCUCUCUUGGAGAGCAGUUUCAAACCCUCAUCACUACUCCUAUUCUUCGUCGGCAACAGCGUGUCAUCCUCGUCAUCGACGCUGCCGACGAAUGCAAAUCUGGAACACAGCGUAAACAGCUGCUCGACGCCCUUUGUGUGGCUGUUCAAGAGUGCAAGAACCUCAGGGUAUUCAUGACAAGUAGACCAGAUCCUGUCAUCCAGUCGACCUUGGGGGCCAUCUCGAUCAAGGCCAAAGUGGAGAACCGCCUCCACGAUGUCAAUCACACAGAUAACGUUGAUGACAUCGCUGCCUAUAUACAUCAAUCGCUAGAUGAGAUUCUAUCUCCUGACAAGAGGCAGCGACUGGUCGAAAAGGCCCAAGGACUGUUCAUCUGGGCGAGUACUGCUUGCCGGAUGCUGAACAGCGAAGCCACAUGGGACACGCCAGAGAACGUGUAUGAUCGACUGAUUUCAGUGGACAAGGCAGGAGACAUAGACGACGUUUAUGGUCUCAUCUUCGAGCGGAUAGACCCAAAGGCUCAAGAGUCGAUGUGUAAAAUGCUGGCCCUACUGCUGGCAGCGUUCGAGCCGCUGACGGUGGACGAGGUACAGGACAUCCUGACGCAUGUCAAAGUACGCGGGAGUGUCAAAAUUUUGGCGAAGAAUCUAGGAAGCGUACUGAGCGUGGAUGAAAGGACACAGCUAAUCCAAUUUCGCCACCCAACGCUUGUUGAGUACCUCCGACGGUGCUCCAUGACUCCAGCUACCAGCAAAUUCUCCAUUAAACUCGCAGAGGCUCAUGGACAAGCUGCGUCGUGGUGUCUCAACCGCCUCACAUCACGGACCGAUGGGCUCAAGUUCAACAUAUGUCAAAUCGAGUCAUCUUUCUUCCUCAAUAAACAGAUUCCGAAUCUUGCCGACAGAAUAUCCAAGUUUAUCCCACGGCAGCUUCAGUACGCAAGCUCCCAUUGGUGUUUCCACAUGGCGGAAAGUGAGAGCAGCUGGCGAUGCAUACUCAAGAAGGAACUCGAAAAAGUGACGGAAACGUCCUACGCGCUAUACUGGAUGGAGGUGCUGAGUUUUACGAGGGGACUACCACGAGCAAUAAACGGCCUUGGAGCAAUUGCACGUCACACAGAACUCGAAGAGGAGACAAGAAAUAGGAUGACGGAGAUCCGGCGAUUUAUGAUGGCAUCUUUUGUGCCGAUUCAAGAGAGUGCUCCACACAUCUACAUUUCUGGGCUUCCGUUCAGUCCGAAAGAGUCCAAACUGCACACCGACGGCCUGAUAAAGUAUAGGAGGACGUUUAAAGUGACUGAGGGACUUGAGGCAAUGUAUUCCAGACUUCCGAGAGCUCUUCGGGGACAUAAAGGGGGGGUGAUGGCCGUUGGAUUCUCUCCAGAUGGCUCACGAAUCGUCUCUGGCUCGGAAGACGGGACAAUUCGACUGUGGGAGGCAGACACUGGCCAGCCAUUGGGAGAGCCACUCCGAGGUCAUGAGGACUACGUGAGGGCCGUCGGAUUCUCGCCAGACGGCUCACGAGUCGUCUCUGGCUCGGACGACGGGACUAUUCGACUGUGGGAGGCAGACACUGGCCAGCCAUUGGGAGAGCCACUCCGAGGUCAUGAGGGAAUUAUCUGGGCCGUCGGAUUCUCGCCAGACGGCUCACGAAUCGUCUCUGGCUCUUCGGACGGGACUAUUCGACUGUGGGAGGCAGACACUGGCCAGCCAUUGGGAGAGCCACUCCGAGGUCAUGAAGGAAUUAUCUGGGCCGUCGGAUUCUCGCCAGACGGCUCACGAAUCGUCUCUGGCUCUUCCGACGGGACUAUUCGACUGUGGGAGGCAGACACUGGCCAGCCAUUGGGAGAGCCACUCCGAGGUCAUGAGAAUUGGGUGAGGGCCGUCGCAUUCUCGCCAGACGGCUCACGAAUCGUCUCUGGCUCUUCCGACGGGACUAUUCGACUGUGGGAGGCAGACACUGGCCAGCCAUUGGGAGAGCCACUCCGAGGUCAUGAAGGAAUUAUCUGGGCCGUCGGAUUCUCGCCAGACGGCUCACGAAUCGUCUCUGGCUCGGACGACGGGACUAUUCGACUGUGGGAGGCAGACACUGGCCAGCCAUUGGGAGAGCCACUCCGAGGUCAUGAGGGGGUGAGGGCCGUCGGAUUCUCGCCAGACGGCUCACGAAUCGUCUCUGGCUCUUCCGACAGGACUAUUCGACUGUGGGAGGCAGACACUGGCCAGCCAUUGGGAGAGCCACUCCGAGGUCAUGAAGGAAUUAUCUGGGCCGUCGGAUUCUCGCCAGACGGCUCACGAAUCGUCUCUGGCUCGGACGACGGGACUAUUCGACUGUGGGAGGCAGACACUGGCCAGCCAUUGGGAGAGCCACUCCGAGGUCAUGAGGGGGGAGCCGUCGGAUUCUCGCCAGACGGCUCACGAAUCGUCUCUGGCUCGGACGACGGGACUAUUCGACUGUGGGAGGCAGACACUGGCCAGCCAUUGGGAGAGCCACUCCGAGGUCAUGAGAGUGGUGAGGCCGUCGGAUUCUCGCCAGACGGCUCACGAAUCGUCUCUGGCUCGGACGACGGGACUAUUCGACUGUGGGAGGCAGACACUGGCCAGCCAUUGGGAGAGCCACUCCGAGGUCAUGAGGGAGCGAUCAAUGCCGUCGGAUUCUCGCCAGACAGCUCACGAAUCGUCUCUGGCUCGGACGACGGGACUAUUCGACUGUGGGAGGCAGACACUGGCCAGCCAUUGGGAGAGCCACUCCGAGGUCAUGAAGGAAUUAUCUGGGCCGUCGGAUUCUCGCCAGACGGCUCACGAAUCGUCUCUGGCUCGGACGACGGGACUAUUCGACUGUGGGAGGCAGACACUGGCCAGCCAUUGGGAGAGCCACUCCGAGGUCAUGAGGGAGGGAUCAAUGCCGUCGGAUUCUCGCCAGACGGCUCACGAAUCGUCUCUGGCUCGGACGACGGGACUAUUCGACUGUGGGAGGCAGACACUGGCCAGCCAUUGGGAGAGCCACUCCGAGGUCAUGAGGGAGCGAUCAAUGCCGUCGGAUUCUCGCCAGACAGCUUACAAAUCGUCUCUGGCUCACGAGAUGGGACAGUUCGAUUAUGGAAUGCAGAUACCGCCGUCAGCGCCCACGUUUAUGGCUCCAGAGACGUACGCUCCAGUCUCGCAGACGAGGAACUGGGUACUCCUCUGAGAAUCGUCGUCCCUGGAUUCAAUCGAUGCUCAAUGAUGCAGGAUGGCUGGGUGAAAUCUGCCGGUCGAUUUCUCUUCUGGGUGCCACCAGACAACCGGAAUGGACUAUUAUAUCCUCAUAUUAUGACGAUGCCAACGACGAGUCGAUACCGCCCGACCAGAAUUGACUUUACCCACUUUCAAUGUGGAUCCUCUUGGACCAACGUUCGAGCAGGGACCAACGAAUGA
Molecule: messenger RNA, 4368 nt
Organism: Serendipita indica DSM 11827
Lineage: Eukaryota; Fungi; Basidiomycota; Agaricomycetes; Sebacinales; Serendipitaceae
Source: the annotation of a GenBank genome assembly